AUAGGCAGAUACUGCCCCAAAGUGUGGGGAAAAGUAUGAGGAAUUUGGUAUAGGUACUUUUCACGACGGGUUUUGUGACACAAUUCGCGCCUCACGGGUUGGCAACAUUGCAGCUUGCGGGCCUGCGGCGGUGUACUGGUAUUAGACGUGUCACUGGCGCUGGUAGUAGAGGUAUACACUCAGUACAGUGCUACCCUCAUUCUACCUUCACGUUCCUUCGGACGCACAGUCAAGUUGACUCCCGACUUAACCACUCAAAAUCGCUCGUAUAUUGAUGGCUUUGCUCAAGUACUUCAAGAAACCCGGUGUUACUGAUGAACUACGACCUGAGGAACUGGAUAAAAGGCAAACAACAAGUGAUGAAAAUGGACAGGAAGAUCACCCAACUGGAUCAGUUUUACCAACACCGAAGAAUGGCGGUGAAACGAGCUUCAAGCAAAAAAGGCAUCAUCCAUCAAGUACGUCCAUUCAAUUGAAAUCAAAGCGAAGGAAGUGGAAUAAUGACUAUGUGAAGUAUGGAUUUUAUUUGCCAAAUGAAGAGGAGCAGAAUCCUUAUCCAGCUACUCAGUGUCUCUUCUGUUCUGCGAAGUAUAAAAAUUCAAAUCUUGUACCUUCCAAGCUACUGUCCCAUCUCAAAAUGCAACACAGUGAGCAUAAAAAUAAGUCAAAGGAGUUCUUUGAAGCAACUCGAGCUGAACUCAAAAAGCAACAACGCUCCUUCGAUAGCAUUAUGGUCCAUCAAGAAAAGGAAGAGAAGUCCCUUCUAAUGACAUCAAUGGAAAUAGCACAUAUACUUAUGAAAAAUAAGAAACCUUUCACUUUAGCUGAGACAGUCAUUCUUCCAUGCUUAGAAAUAGCUGCCCAGCAUCUUCAUGGAGGCAAGAAACCACGUGAUAAGGUUCGGAGUAUUCCACUUUCAGACUCCUCAAUGAAACGUCGAUCUGUGGCAGUCGCUGAAGAUUUGAAGGAUCAGCUACUUACAAGGCUCAGGGCAGCACCCUGGUUUGGUUUGCAGUUCGAUGAAACCACUGACAUUGUAAAUGUUGCUCAACUUUUAGCUUACUGCCGCUUUCCUGACAGUCAGUCCAAGAAAAUUGUAGAACAUUUCCUAUUUUGUUUACCACUAGGUGUGCAGACAACAGCAGAGGAAAUAUUCACCAAGAUAAAUGAGUUUAUGGUCAAGAAUAAUCUGAGCUGGAAAAAAUUGGCUGCCAAGAAUUUACUGUCAAAUGUGGGGAAAAGUGAUUUUGACGAAAUCAUCAGUGAUGUGGUAAAGAUAGUGAAUAAUAUCCGUGCAAAAGCAAAAAAGAGUCGCAUGUUUGAACAGCUUUGCAAGGAAAUGGAUGCAGAAUUUUCUAAGCUCCUACUUCAUGCAGAAGUUCGUUGGCUGUCUUGUGGCAAAGUGUUGAACAGAUUUCUAACACUAAGAGAAGAAGUGUGUGUAUUUCUGACAGAAGAAGAAGACGAAAGGGCUGUCAAGCUCCAGGACAACUACUGGAUUGCCAGAUUAUCAUACAUGGCUUCUAUCUUUGAGAAACUGAAUCAAUUAAACCUAUCCCUUCAAGGCUUUGGUGGGGAUAUUUUUGAUGUCACUGGCAAGAUUGAAGCUUUCAAGUUAAAGAUUGGGUUAUGGAAAAGAAAAGUUGAAACUAAGGACUUCGCUAAUACCAGAUUAGCCAAUCUGGAAUCAUUGACACCUACUUUGCUAGAACUGUCCACUGAUUUUGCACAGAAGUCAUCAUUCCAUGAAUUCUCCUACUAUGGAGAUUUCUGGUGCUCACUUUUAGGAAUUCCAGAGUACCAAGAACUUGCACGAAUGGCCAUGACUUAUCUAGUGCGGAUGCCAACAACAUAUCUGGCAGAGAAAGGCUUCUCUAAUCUGGUGGAUAUUAAAACAAAAAAGCGAAACCAGUUACAAGAUGUGGAUUCUCUGAUGAGGGGGGCACUGGAAAGUGAAAUAAAACCUCGCUUUGAAAAGAUUGUUGGAACAAUGCAGCAGCAACCCAGCCACUGA
Portunus trituberculatus (swimming crab) is the source of this 2014-nucleotide messenger RNA. Its product is annotated as SCAN domain-containing protein 3-like. The coding region runs from base 275 to 2014 and encodes 579 amino acids. The transcript has 3 exons. Lineage: Eukaryota; Metazoa; Arthropoda; Malacostraca; Decapoda; Portunidae. The record is from RefSeq and is a predicted model, not a curated record.